This is a messenger RNA of Aspergillus puulaauensis, 981 nucleotides long. RefSeq names its product class I SAM-dependent methyltransferase. Gene Ontology annotation, molecular function: methyltransferase activity. NCBI's taxonomy places the organism in Eukaryota, Fungi, Ascomycota, Eurotiomycetes, Eurotiales, Aspergillaceae. The transcript is spliced from 10 exons. The coding region runs from base 1 to 981 and encodes 326 amino acids. The record is from RefSeq and is a predicted model, not a curated record.
AUGGGGGACCAGUACAUCGAGCCCGACACCUUCAGUGACAAGGAUUCCAGCUACCAGGGAUCGCUGGGCGAGGCCAGUUACACAACCAGUAUCACCUCGAGUGCGAUGAACUACACUUAUGAGAACGGUCGCCGAUACCAUUCGUACCACGAGGGAGAAUACGUCCUGCCCAACGAUGAACAAGAACAAGACCGACUUGACCUGAGCCACCACAUCUAUCGCAUGCUAUUGAAAGGCGAACUCUCCCUCGCACCCAUCAAGAACCCCUCGCGCGUGUUGGACAUCGGAACAGGAACGGGAAUCUGGGCGAUUGACUUUGCAGAUGAGCAUCCCGCGUCAGAAGUUAUAGGAAACGACCUCAGCCCUAUCCAGCCCUCAUGGAUACCCCCAAACUGCCGUUUCGAGGUCGACGACUUCGAGCAAGUCUGGUCCUACAACCAACCCUUCGACUUCAUCCACGGCCGCGAGCUCGAAGGUUUCAUCCGCGACCACGACCACGUCUUCCGCGAGGCCUUCCGUAACCUGAAGCCAGGAGGUUACUUUGAGAUUGCGUCGAUGGCCGUGAAUGUUUUCUCCGACGACGGUACACACCUCAAGGCCGUUAACUUGAUGGAAGGCGUCAAAAACAUCCACCUAGCGUCGACGAAGUUCGGCAAGGACAUGAACACUACGUCGACGUGGAAGAGCCGGUUAGAGCAGGCAGGGUUCGUCAAUGUCGUGGACAAGACCUACAAGCUCCCGCAAAGCCCCUGGGCCAAAGACCCCAAAAUGAAAGAACUCGGUCGCUACCACCAAGUCAACGUAUUCGAGGCCUUCCAGCCAUAUUGCUACGCACUGUUCACCCGGGUUCUCGGCUGGGAGCAAGCCGAGAUAGAGAGCCUAAUUGCAGGAAUGCGCAAGGAGUUGAAGGACUUGUCGAUCCACCCGUACACCAAUGUGCAUGUUGUUUAUGGGCAGAAGCCGCUUGAUGCGACAGCUUGA